AACAGUUGGCGUGAGUGUCAGUUGAUCUGUAAGAAGCCGAGCGCCACACCGAUGGACGCAGAAAUCCUCCUCCCCGCUCAGAAAGCUCCUCUUUGUGCGGAGAACUCAGGAGCACGGAAGACGCGCGGCGCGCGUUGAGCAAGUCGGAGUCGGUGCGUGUCGUGUCUUCACAAGGCAGCCUCCAGCUCGAGUACUUUGAAAGAUCGCCCGUAACUAUAAAGAGGAAGACCGGGGGAAGAAGGGAGGGACGCUCGUCGCGGAGGUCGAGUCGUCUCCAGAAUGCAGUUCCAGCACGCCGCAUCAGCGUCCCCAACAAUGAGUCUUCCUCUUUACGCGCCGACCCCAAUUCAGCCGACUCAGCCGACCCCUUUUUACAUCGAGGACAUUCUUGGCAGGAGUGGAUCAGCUACUUCCUCCUCUGCCACCUCCUCUUCGUCAUCGUCCUCUUUGACCCCGGUUGUCCCCACGCCGACUCUCCCGUCUCCGAAUUCAUCCUUUACAAGUUUAAUUUCGCCUUACCGAGCGCCCAUUUACGAACCGUCGCCCAUCCACCCGGUGCUGUCGCACCACGCCGCAGCAGCGCUCACAGCCUCUUACAGCACCACGGGCGUUUUAACCAGCUCCGUUUACCCCUUCCACCACCACCACCACCACCACCACCGCUCCAUGGGCGAGUACGCGCAGGCACUCCUACGGCACGACCCGCUUGGGAAGCCCCUGCUGUGGACUCCGUUCAUCCAGCGCCCCCUCCACAAGAGGAAAGGCGGCCAGGUUCGCUUCUCCAACGACCAGACGAUUGAGCUGGAGAAGAAGUUCGAGACGCAGAAGUACCUCUCUCCUCCGGAGAGGAAGCGCCUGGCCAAGAUGCUGCAGCUCAGCGAGAGACAGGUGAAAACAUGGUUCCAAAAUCGACGAGCCAAAUGGCGAAGACUGAAACAGGAGAACCCUCAGGCCGGCAAGAGGGACGUGGAGGAGAAAGGCCCCGCCGGCGGGAAUCCAGACCCCGAGCCCGCCGCCGCUGCCGAGCGCGCGCACACGCGCACGCGCACGCGCACUGACUUCUCCUCCGACUUCUCGCCCUGCGGCCAUCCUCUGCACGCCGGCUCCCCGCUCGCGCACACAGACUUCCCCUCUGACAGCUGUGACGACACAGAUCAGGAACUGGACGUCGAGGCGUCGUCGUCGUCCCACUGAAGAUGAGCUCUUUGAACGCUGGGACCUGCAGAGACAAUCCGAACACUUGAGCCGCACCCUCAACUGUUGCGCCUCUUCCUUUUUUAAAAGAAAUACGGAACUCUGGUUUGUAUUCAUGUCGCCCUUUUAUUGCCGUUUUGUAAGUGAUCUGACAUGGCCGGUCGAUGACAGUCGGCACCUUCUGAGGGUCACGCAGCCCUUCAUCAUCACGUCACCACACACGUCAUCCUCACGUCACCACCCGCGUCCCUACACGUCAUCACACGUCACAGAGCUGACUGAGCAAACGGCCUACAGGUUCCCGUUUGUAUAUAACUCACCCUGUGUAUUUCAUUUCUGUUGUUUCUUUGCUGGGUGACGUCAUUGUACAGGAAUAGUCUGUAUUACUCCCAGGUGCCUGUCAGCCUCGGUGCCUUCUGACGUCAUGGAAGAAAAAUGUUUUCCAGCCUUACGGCCUAUUUCAAUAACACGGAAAUACAUUACUAAAUGUAAUUAAACUGUUUUGUUGUAUGACACUGAAUAAACUAUUUUGUGCUA
Lampris incognitus (smalleye Pacific opah) is the source of this 1731-nucleotide messenger RNA. RefSeq names its product hematopoietically expressed homeobox (gene hhex). The transcript has 4 exons. The record is from RefSeq and is a predicted model, not a curated record. The coding region runs from base 280 to 1194 and encodes 304 amino acids. Gene Ontology annotation, molecular function: RNA polymerase II cis-regulatory region sequence-specific DNA binding; DNA-binding transcription factor activity, RNA polymerase II-specific. NCBI's taxonomy places the organism in Eukaryota, Metazoa, Chordata, Actinopteri, Lampriformes, Lampridae. Gene Ontology annotation, biological process: regulation of transcription by RNA polymerase II; cell differentiation.